AGAUGGGGUACAUCACUGAAGAUCUUGUUAGAAGACGUGCGGAACAUAACAACUGUGAGAUUUUUUCACUGGAAGAAAUCUCUUUACAUCAGCAAGAAAUAGAAAAACUAGAAUAUCUUGACAAAUGGUGUCGAGAUUUAAAAAUUCUCUAUCUUCAAAAUAAUCUAAUUCCAAAAAUUGAAAAUGUGGGCAAAUUAAAGAAGCUUGAAUAUUUAAAUAUAGCUUUGAACAACAUUGAAAGAAUUGAAAAUCUGGAAGGCUGUGAAGAGCUGAAGAAACUUGACCUGACAGCAAAUUUUAUUGGUGAACUCUCCAGUGUUGAAGUUCUAAAAUAUAACAUACAUCUGAAGGAACUGUUUCUAGUGGGGAACCCAUGUACAGAAUUUGAAGGUUAUAGACAAUUUGUGGUCGCAACUCUUCAUCAACUGAAAUGUCUGGAUAGUAAAGAAAUAGAACGUUCUGAGAGGAUUCGAGCAGUUCAAAACUAUCCACAAGUGAAGCAGAAAAUCAGAGAACAGGAAAAAGCUUACCUUCUCAAAAGAGCCAGAGAGAAAGAAGAUGCUCAAAGAAGGAUGCAAGAAAGGAAGGACAAAAAAGAAAAACAAACAGAAUCUAAGCUUGGAAUUGACAGCCCAGACUACCUACGUGACAAUGAAAACCAUCGGUCGGAAAUAGAGCAGCAAACAUGGGAAGAAGUUGCAGAUGAAGAAGACAGAAGAUUUUGGGAGGAGCCUACACCGUAUACGCCAGAAUCUAGAUUAGAAACUCACAGAUAUAUUGAAGAAAAAAGGAGAGCUAAAGAUAAUAUCAGGGAGUCAAAAAAGAAAGAGAAGCCACUUCGGACUUUGGUCACCACAGAAGGAAAAGCUCUGAAUGUAAAUGAGCCUAAGCUUCAUUUCUCUUUGGAAGAUGAUGAAGAAAACAACCAAUUCAUCUUAGAUCUUGCAGUUUACAGACAUUUGGACACUUCUCUGCUUGAUGUUGAUGUCCAGCCAACUUACAUACGAGUACUGGUGAAGGGAAAGCCAUUUCAGCUUGUGCUCCCUGAGGAAGUGAAGCCAGAUAGUAGCUCUGCUAGAAGAUCACAAACAACUGGGCAUUUAGUUGUCAGCAUGCCAAAGGCUAAAGAAAUAAUCCUGGCUAAGCAAAAAGCAUCAACUUCAAUUAAAACUUCUGACAGUAAUACACUGCAAAAAAAUGCAAGAAGUGGACAAGUUGAGAAGUUAGAAGUGGAUCCCAGUAAAUAUUCAUUCCCUGAUGUGACAAAGAUAAUCCAAGAAAAGGAACAAAUUGGACAGGGACCUAUUAGGUUACAACCAGGAAAGAUUACAGAGGCUCAGAAGAGUUAUGCUGAUGUUGAAAAUAAUGAAGAUGUUCCACCAUUAAUUUGA
This is a messenger RNA of Rhea pennata, 1391 nucleotides long. RefSeq names its product dynein axonemal assembly factor 11 (gene DNAAF11). The record is from RefSeq and is a predicted model, not a curated record. The transcript is spliced from 12 exons. Gene Ontology annotation, molecular function: protein binding. Gene Ontology annotation, cellular component: cytoplasm. Bases 3 to 1391 code for a protein of 462 amino acids. Lineage: Eukaryota; Metazoa; Chordata; Aves; Rheiformes; Rheidae. Gene Ontology annotation, biological process: outer dynein arm assembly.